AACAGAAACUAAAGUGCUGUCGAGCUGUUGUACGUGUCUCUCUGUCUCAGAGUACAUGCAGUAAAAUGGCAGAAUAUAUUCCAGUGGCUCAUGAGCAGUUCUGCUGUUCUAUCUGUCUGGAUAUACUGAAGGAUCCAGUGACCAUUCCCUGUGGACACAGUUACUGUAUGAGCUGUAUUACAGACUGCUGGAAUCAGGAUGAUGUGAAGGGAGUCUACAGCUGUCCUCAGUGCAGACACACAUUCACUACAAGACCUGUGUUAUAUAAAAAUACCAUGCUAGUUGAAAUGGUGGAGAAACUGAAGACGAUGAAACUCCAAACUGCUGUUCCUGCUCACUGUUACGCUGGAGCUGGAGAUGUGGAGUGUGACGUCUGUACUGGAAGAAAACACAAAGCUGUCAAGUCCUGUCUGGAGUGUCUGAACUCUUACUGUCAAAAUCACCUUGAACAACAUGAGAAUCUCUUCCAAGGUAAGAGACACAAUCUGAUGGACGCUACAGGACGAUUCCAGGAGAUGAUCUGCCGUCAACACAAUAAGCUUCUGGAGGUUUUCUGUCGUACUGAUCAGAAGUGUAUCUGCAUGUUGUGCACGAUGGAUGAUCACAGAAAUCACGACACCGUAUCAGCUUCUGCCGAGAGGACUAAGAAGCAGAGUCACUUGGAGGAAACACAGAAAAAAUCCCAACAGAGAAUCCAGGAGAGCGAGAAAAAGAUGGAGGAGGUGAGAAGAGCUGUGGAGUCUCACAAGCGCUCAGCACAGACAGCAGUGGAGGACAGUGAGAGGAUCUUUACUGAACUGAUGAGCUCCAUUGAGAGAAGACGCUCUGAGAUGAUACAGCUGAUCAGAGAUCAGGAAAAGGCUGCAGUGAGUCGAGCUGAAGGACUCUUGGAGCGACUGGAGCAGGAGAUUACUGAUCUGAGGAGGAGAGACACUGAGCUGGAGCAGCUUUCACAUACACAUGAUCACAUCCAGUUCCUGCAGAGUUUUCAGUCUUUCUCUACACCUCCUGGAUCUUCAGUCUUACCCAACAUCACUGUCAGUUCUCUCCUGUCUUUUGAUGAGGUGAUCAAAUCUGUCUCUCAACUGAAACAACAACUGGAGGAUUUCUGCACAGAACACAUUGACAAGAUAUCUGACAGAGUAACAUGCAUUGAAAUUAUCACUGAUGAACCCAAGACCAGGAAUGACCUUGUACGAUAUUUCCAUCAGUUCACAGUGGAUCUAAACACAGUGAAUAAAAACCUCCAUCUGUCUGAAGAGAACAGAGUGAUUAAAUACACUGACACACUCCAGCGUUAUCCUGAUCAUCCAGAUAGAUUUGAUUAUUAUCAUCAGGUGUUGUGUAGAGAGAGUGUGUGUAGACGCUGUUACUGGGAGAUCGAGUGGAGUGGUGGUUUUGGUGUGUUUAUAUCAGUGUCAUAUAAGAGCAUCAGCAGGAAGGGACGGGGUCUUGAGUGUAUGUUUGGACGUAAUGAUCAGUCCUGGAGUUUGUCCUGUUCUCCCCUCAGUUACUCAUUCUCUCACAAUAACAUAAACACUGAUCUCGGUGUCUCCUCCAGAUGUUGUAGAAUAGGAGUGUAUGUGGAUCACAGUGCAGGAACUCUGUCCUUCUACAACGUCUCUGACACACUGACCCUCAUCCACAGAGUCCACACCACAUUCACUCAACCUCUAUAUCCUGCGUUUUAUAUUAAAUGGGGAUCAUCAGUGAAACUGUGUGAUGUAACAAAUUAGAAAAGAAGUUUUCAACUAGUUUCGCUACAUGAUAUCAAGUUUGUACCACACAGUAAUAAAAUUAUUUAUUGUACAAAAGAGAAAUAAACUCCUUAAAAUCAACAUUUAACAUGUCAUAUAGGCUGAAUAUGAUUUUAGUUUGUUUGAUGGUUUUAGAUGGUCUUUAAACAGAUCAAUUAUGAUCAACAAAAAAGUUUAUCAUGAUAUAUAUCUUUAUUUUCUUUAACUUGUGUAGUUUUGUUGAUGGUUUUUGAGGAUGAAUUUGUGUUAAAAACUGUUUGAUUGGACGCACAGCCUUUAACAUCAACAACAAAAUAAAUGGGAAGUGUUUUCUGGUACCUUGAUUAUUCGAAUUAUUUUGCUAUUGUAACAAUGCAUUAUUAUUUUAUUAUUUAAUUAAGAGUUAAGUCUGAGUACUAAACAAUGUGAUAAAUGGAUACGUGCAAACAAAUUGAUUAUGAUUGUCACAUGAACUAUAUUCACAAAUCUAAAAUGAUCCCAGGAGACAUGUCAACAUGUCUUGUUCUCUGUGACCUCUUUGAUUCUGAUGAUUAACCCUGUAGCUCGUGCACAUGACUGACUGACUUUUGUCAUGAACAGACAAUGGGUGAAGCUUGAAAAGAGUCGACAUGAUUUACUUCUCACGAGAAAUACAGCGUGAUUUAUGUCCACUGAAGAUCAAGAGAUCAUCAUGAAAAAUAUGAAGAAUUUGAACAUUUGCACAACAAGCAACAUCGCUACUGCCACAAAAGAAAAAAUAACUCAAUAUAAUGUGUAAUUUAAUUUAUAUUUACAAUAAGAACAUACAUGCUUGUUCAUUUUAUAAGCAUAACAAUCUAAAUAUUUAUCUAAAAUAUAAAAGCUUUACAAUAUCAUUUUAACCUGUAGAUUUGUUCAUGUGGAAAGAAACCACUGAUGACAAACCGACACAGAAUUAAUGUAGAAUUGAUGUCUCUCUCUCUCUCUCUCUCUCUCUCUUGGCAUCGAAACGAUAUUGAUUCAGCAUCUUUUUGCUCAUCGAAGUCACGUUGAAUCUACGUCAUUCAUGCCAAUGAAAACUAACAUAAACCUGACCUGACGUCGAAACAAUGUUGAUUUCAGUUCACGUAUUUUCUACUUUUGUUUUUAAAAUCUCAAAUACUUAAAAAUGAGUAAAUAAGCCAUAUUUACUAUUUAUUAAACACACAGCACAUUCAGAUACUCAUUGUUUAAUUUCUACAGGAUAUACAUUUACAAAUUAAGAAUUCUUUGGAGUAAACUUUUUCUACAAUAUAUAAAUCUUAAUAAUGAACUGCAUUCACAAAUGUAUGUAUAAUAACAAAUUACAGGCAAUUUAAAGGUAGUUUCAAUUUGACAGAUUUUAAGUUAGCUCAUCAAUCAAAUUAAAACGAUGAGACAUGUUCAUUGUGUGAAACACAAAAGGAGAUAUAAGGCAGAAUAUAUCGGGAAGACAUGCAGGCUUGAGUGAAGUUUAAGAUGCCAUUUAUUUGAUAAAUGUAAAACAGAAAGUAAUGUCUCUCUCUUUAGCGUAGGCCCCGUCCGGCGGUCCGAGGGAUUUGUACCCGGAACCGUCAUAUCCUGCCGGAGAUAGGAGGCAGGGACGAGGAGCCUACCCCCCUGCGGGACAGGGCUCAACUGGUGGUGGUGGGG
Molecule: messenger RNA, 3386 nt
Organism: Xyrauchen texanus (razorback sucker)
Lineage: Eukaryota; Metazoa; Chordata; Actinopteri; Cypriniformes; Catostomidae
Product: E3 ubiquitin/ISG15 ligase TRIM25-like
Exons: 6
Coding region: 66-1736 (556 amino acids)
Molecular function (GO): protein binding; zinc ion binding
Source: RefSeq, a predicted model, not a curated record